Messenger RNA from Zymoseptoria tritici IPO323, 2382 nucleotides. RefSeq lists its product as uncharacterized. The transcript has 5 exons. NCBI's taxonomy places the organism in Eukaryota, Fungi, Ascomycota, Dothideomycetes, Mycosphaerellales, Mycosphaerellaceae. The record is from RefSeq and is a predicted model, not a curated record. Bases 1 to 2382 code for a protein of 793 amino acids.
AUGCUCGCUGCUUUGGAAGCGCUUCAGGCAAUGGACCGAACGCACACUCCGCCGGCGUCACCGCGCACGGUGGUCGAUUCGAACGCUGCGAUGGCAGAUCAGACAAAGCAGCCGACACCUGAGUCCUUCAUGGAAGAAGAAGAGACACAGAUACCAGCGAACGCCUUCACCAAGCCCGAGGCGCACCUCCAUCGACCUGCAGAGAAUACCGAAGCGUCUGCUUCAAGCAUCUUGGACGCCCUGCGUGCUACCAAGAAACCGAUGUCUGUCGGCAAGUUCCAGGAUGUUCUGGGGCAUGUGGGGGCAAAUAUAGAUCCGAAUGAUGGGACAUCCAUACAAGAUCACUUGAUGGUGUUGGGAUGCCUCAAGCACAAACUAGACAAGAUGAAUGACCGUCUCAUCAGACAAUCCCUGCGCAGGGACAGCCAAGGCCAAAGCGGCGAGAUGGCACAAAGCAAACAAACUGGUACGGACACUGAGGGCUCACAAGAGCUUCAAUCUGACAACGCUGCAGACGAUGAAGGCACUCUGCCACCAUACGACGAUGUGGCUCGCAACACGCCGUUUUGCCAAGUUGGUCGUUUUAUCCGCGCACCUGUGAGCGAUCCGCUGCUCGAUCCCAACAUGGCUUUUGGCGACGCUGGAGUCGAUUCGACUUCAGCUGGACUUACCCUCACAAAGGAUCGUCCGCUCUUUUGUCUCUCCAAUAAUGGCUCUUCAGCUACCUUUCUCAGGCUUACGACUAGAGGGGGUAGAGGCGCGAGUGGAGUCCGCCAUCGGGAUCGAAAGAAGUACGUUUUGAUUCUCCCGGAAGGCUACCCGCAUGAGUUGUCUAAGGACGAGAAAGCUCUGGCGUUUGAGCCGCUAUUCGUUCGGAAGGCGUCCUACUGCGAGGGUUCGUUGCUGUGUCUUGAACCUGUGACCAUCUCUCUCAAGUCUCUGAUCAAACCAAUUGACGGAGCUUUCACCAAAGACAGCUUGACCAGGAUCCACAAUCUUAUCAUCGGCAACGCGCAUAUGAAGGAGCAGUUGAGAGAGUUCCUUUCGCAUGCCAGAAACUCGACAGAUACACCGGCCGAACUGAGGCGAGACUCACGCCAGACUGAUACGAAGCCCGAACCACCGGGUCACCAAAAAGCAAAUCCUCGCAAUGAUUCCCAUGCAGUGACUGACUUUGGCGCUCAAGGCGGAGCCAGUUUCAAGAAUGACGGCGGAUAUGGGACCACCUACGAUACGAGAUCACGCCACACCACAGGACAACACUCCACCUCGCAGCAGUACGCAUACGGUCUUCGAGAUACCUCACCUCGGAACUCUGGCAUUGGCAGAGACAACAAUUUCAAUUCCAGCCGGGCUGCCAGUUCUGUCCAGAUUCCAGGAGGCGGCCAAGACGCACGAGGUUCUAGAGACUCUGAGCGUCGGGGACGUUAUCAAAACGGGCAAGAGUACCAGGUUCAGGGUGCUUUCCUGCGAAAAGCAGAUCGUCUGGACGGGGACAAUCGAGCGACCGCCGACAGACGCGCACGGUAUCGAGCAGACGCGGAGUAUGACACUGUGAAUCUACGAUGGAGAGAUGAGCCUCGAUCCUGGGCUUCAACUCGACAGGGAAAGCCUCCUUACGAGGAUCUUGAUGCGCCGUCUGUGGAAGCCAGCGUCGCAUCGACAGAACGCGAGACUACCACGCACUCAACUUGUUUGGACAGGAUUGCGUCGCGACUUGGCAAGCGCAGGUUCAAGGAUCAAAGCUUUGUAAUCUCACGACUGCCUGAGAGCAUGGCUCUCACGCCCGGAAUCUCGUUGUACGUCAACGACAGUAGUGUGUCCAUCAGGUCUCCCGCCUCCGCCCACGAGAAGGCCAACGCGCCCGCCCGCCUCAAGUCCCCACCGGCCGAAAAACAAGCACUUUCCGUGGAAUCAGACCUCGGCAAACGCAUCCUCAAGGCCAUGGAUCAGAUCGAAAAUACCGACAUCAUCGCGCUGAAGACAGCUGCAGACCUCAUUGCUCGCCUUCAAACUACCAUCGAUCAAAAAGUCGGCGAUCGCGCUUUCAUCUCUGCUACCCACAGCGAGCAAAAAGAUUCAGAACCUGUUCGAAUGGCGCUCAGUGAAGCGAACCUCGUGGCCCACAACGUCCCCAGCUACGUGCGUAGGCGCAAGUCAUCCAAGAAGCAUGUCCCUCGUCUCAGCCUUGAGUACGAGACUGGAAACUUGAGACCAAUGAGCCUCUCAGCCGGCUGCCGCAACCGUCAGAAGUUCAUGGACAAGCAGGCGUCGGAAGACGGCAGUAUGUGUGUUCAACCAGCAAUGCACAAGCAGCACAAGCGUAACACAGCGGAGGAGGACAACAGUCCGCCGAAGAAGAAGGCCAAAUACGCGCACUGA